ACAGAACUGUCAGUGUCAAAUUGCCAAUGAAACGCAAACGUUCAUGUUUUUGUAACGACGUACAAACUCAAUAAUAGCUAUAAUUUGAUACGAAAUUUUAUUUCUUGUAUUCGCUUAGUGUUAAACGAAUGAUUUAAGACUAUUACUUAAAUAAAAUAUUCAGUGCUUGCUAUGUUCUCUUUGUGAUUUUUCAAUCGGAGGCUGUUUCGUUCGAUAUGGCUCCUUUCAUUUUAUUUAUCGUGGCAUUUGUCCUGGAAACGGGGGUGUCAGCAAUACAAGUGACUUUAUCGGAUAAUGGGCCUGCAGUGCGAGGUGCGAAAGUGACAUUCACAGCUACUAUUGUAUCGGGCUACUCGGGGGAGAACUUCAAAUUUGUUUUCAGCGAUAAUGCAGUACCACAACACCUUCAAGAGAUCGUCAGUACGAAUAAAACUGUCACUUGGAGUGUUGAGUACUAUCGGAGCACCUACGAAGCGGGCCAGUACAAUGUGCAUUUGGAUGUCAAGAGGAAUUACUUUGAAAAUCUGUGGUGGACCGUCGCCACAGCUUUCACCGUAUUCAAUCUUACAGACACAUUGCAUGGUGACAUGAUAUUAAAUCAAAAUGAAGAACGAAGGCCGAACAACUUCGUGGCAGUCAACAAGCCUGUCAACCACGUAAUCCAACUCGAGGAGAGUGAACUGCAGUUUUUGAAGGCAAAUUCCUCAUCAAUAAUCACAUACUGGUUGGUAGACUGUGUCUUAAUGGAGAGAACAACUGACUUCUCUUUUAACUACACUUAUGAAGACAAUAUGGGCUGUCACGAAAUAGAAGCUAUAGUCGUUGCAGACAAUGAGCCAUUACCGCCAAUCACUACUACGACGACUACGACUACUACGACGACAACUACAACGACUACGACAACUACUACAACACCUAAACCAACAACAACUUCAUCAACAACAGUUGCGCCAACAACAGUGUCGACAUCAACAGUGCCAUCAACAACACCUAAAAAAGCUACAGAUGUUAAUGAUACGCAACAACAUAAGGUUGCAAAACGAGCCAUUUCUAACAGAACAACUAUGAAAGGCAAAGACGGUGAGAAGUCAUCGUGUGCUAAUAUAGUGCCUGUUGGUAAAGGAUAUACCUUCGGAAGAUAUCAGCACACUGUAUUUGUUAGAGAACCGAUAUCAACAAUCAACAUCUCAGGAUCUGAUUGGCUGCAACACGGGGACCUAUUAAACUUAAACGUAAAAUACACGGGAUCCCAACCAUUCUUCUACUGCAUACAAUACAAACUUGGCCAAUACAAUAUUACAGGCAAUGAAACUUGCCUUACUAAAACAAGAACCGUUGCCAACAACUUUCCUCUAGUCCAUUAUUUCUCGGACAGUGAUCAGCAUACUGUUCUUGUGAUCAUUGAGAAUGAAAUUGGGAAGGCUGUUACUAAAUCUACUAUUAAUAUUUAUAAAGCGUUGGUGCACGCUCAGUUGUCGGUCAUAGUAAUACCGGUGUUCUUCUGCCUCGUAGCUGUCAUCCUAGUCGUGUUUGGUAUCGCUUACUAUCAACAUCGUACGAGGCACUCCGUCGAAGUAGCAGACUUCGACUUCGGGCAAGCACAUCUCGUCUACAAAACGUUUACGGAAAGACUUCGAGAAAGUUUUAGCAACGCUUUCAAUUUCCGUCAGCGAGACGACACAGACCCUCUUACUAACAACACUAGAUACGACUCUAUGACGUAAAUAUUAAUUUAUUAUGUACAUCCUGCCUCAAUCUGUCAAAUUUUACCAAUCGAUCAUUAACCUUCCACUAUUGUAAUAAGGUUGAAAAUCUUUUGAAGAAAUAUGACAGAUUGGGGUAUGUCGAUGUGUGUCUGUACACUCGCCUGCAAAGGUUGCUCACACCAUCUAUAUCUAAAAGGAAGAAUGUGUGAACAACUUUUGUAGCCGGUUGUACACAUGACAAUUUGAGCGAGCAGGCAAGUAACCCAAAGAUUCUAUGCUUUAUGCACUUGUUACGCAUUUAUCAUUGCUGCAUAAUAAUCGAUUCAGAAUACAAAUACACAUUUAAUAAAUGUUGAAAUCCUUGUUCUAUUUCACAAAACUUGGCAAUGUUAGGAAAUGGCUUUCAUAAUCAUCUUUUUGAUCGAUUAAAUAUAUUUACUUGCCUGCCCACUCACUGUCCAUAAAUUUAGUUGGCGAUGGCAUUCGGUACAAUAUGAGUGGCAGAGAAUGGUAGCAUUAUGCAACAAAUUAGCGUUAGAAUGUGAUAUAGUUAUGAGUGCCAUCGUUAAUUAAUUUAAUACGUAGUUAGUUUGAUCGCCGACAGGUAACUAAGCAUCAAGGCCUUUGAUCAGUGCAUAUCUUCUGCAAUACUGAAUUCAUGAUGGACAGAAACAGUCAGUUAUCCCUUAAUUUUUGUUUUAAACUUACUAUUGUAUAUUGUUUUUUGUCGGUGGUCAAACUGCCAUUUUUUAUGUCUGUGUCAAAUGUAAAAGUAUUAAUAUAUUUAUCACGUAAAUUUUUAUUAAUUAAUUCAUUCCAAUGUCCUACUUACUUUAAAUAAAAUAAAAAGUGUAAAAUAGUAAUGAAUAUUUGUUUCGGAUAGAGUAUAUCGAUUGUUGUAGCAAUUAGGGACAGUUUAUGGUAAUAGUCUGACAUGGAAUUGUGUUUUAAAGAUGUAGGAACUUCGCUUCUGUUUGUGCGGAAAUUUUGGAAUGCACUACGUAUAUUUACUGCUUAAAUUAUUCUUAUAGCGACAUCGUUAUUAUGGUCAUUUUUAACAGUUGUUUCAUUGAUCUAAGCCCUAAGCUAAAUUAGCUCUGCCAUGCCAAUCUACCGCUUUGUUGAUUCUGUAACCGUCAAUGAAGUUUUGACAAUUAUACUUUGCUUGACUUAAUUGAAUCUUUUUUUAUUGUAUGGUUAAACAAUCUCAAGAUAUAAUAGCGAUGGAUCGGGUGGUGUACAAAAAGGUUUAUAUUGAUGAGCUUUAAAAAUAUGAACGGAAUAUAAAUCGUCGUAAAAAGUUUGGUUUUAAAGGCCUCUCAAUUAUCGUUUAAUUAAGUAUAUGUGAUCUCUGUGUCUGUUUUGUGUGUCAUUUGAAAAUAUUUUUACCAAAAAUCAUGGAUUAUGUUGUAUUUAUAAAGAUUUUUUUUCUAACGGACUGACGCGUAUGAAAUGAAAAUUAUAUUUUUUUACUGUUA
Messenger RNA from Helicoverpa armigera (cotton bollworm), 3184 nucleotides. RefSeq lists its product as uncharacterized. Lineage: Eukaryota; Metazoa; Arthropoda; Insecta; Lepidoptera; Noctuidae. Gene Ontology annotation, cellular component: plasma membrane. The record is from RefSeq and is a predicted model, not a curated record. The coding region runs from base 216 to 1724 and encodes 502 amino acids. The transcript has 7 exons.